This is a messenger RNA of Nothobranchius furzeri (turquoise killifish), 3494 nucleotides long. It is a transcript of the gene znf366, whose product is annotated as zinc finger protein 366. NCBI's taxonomy places the organism in Eukaryota, Metazoa, Chordata, Actinopteri, Cyprinodontiformes, Nothobranchiidae. The record is from RefSeq and is a predicted model, not a curated record. Gene Ontology annotation, biological process: regulation of DNA-templated transcription. Gene Ontology annotation, molecular function: RNA polymerase II cis-regulatory region sequence-specific DNA binding; DNA-binding transcription factor activity, RNA polymerase II-specific.
CUUCAAAUGCUAUCCGUGGAUGGGCGGCUCAUUGUCAGGAGAGCUGCGGAGCGAGCAAGAGGAAGAGAACGCAGGUUCAGGUACGGCUGCAGCAACUCUUCCACCUGAGCAUCACAGAGAAGCGUCUCAGCUGGUAGAAGAUGGACAAAGAUGCUGUGAACUUCCCGCCGGGUGGAAGUCCUUCCUUCAGAGAUGAGCCGACACAAACACCUCAGCGUGGUUUCUUCUUGAGCCCAGUCCCACUUUACAUCAAGCCCCAGAGGUUUCCCCCACCCAGCUACCCGAGCAUAGCGCCCACCGCAGGCGCCUACGGUGCCUUCAGCCCGCCGGCUUUUUUCCGCACGCCGGGCUUCGGUUACGGUCAGAAAGAGGAAUCUCGUCGACGUAAACGAGCUCCUCUCGAAACAGAUGGAGGAGAAUCAGCUGAUGGAGAAGAAGAGGCAGAAGACAGCAGCAGCAGUAAGGGGACAUUGGACCUGCAUGUCCCCAUCGCCCUUCCACCUCGCUCUAUCUCCUCCCCAUCUUCUAAACCAAUCCCUGGGAUGAUUGAACUGAACCGGCCUCACCACCGAUCACUAGCUUUGAAUCUACCUGUGCAGGUGAAGCAGGAGUCUUUAAGUCCAUCCCCUGUUUGGCCCCCCUCCCCGCUCUUUCUUCAUCCUCCCUACUUCCCACCUGUCCCCCACAGUCGUUUCCCAUACCCUUUCCUCUUACCUGGGCCUGUUAUGCACCUCCCCCCCGGUGGUUUCUACCCCAGACAGGACCGUCGCUUGGGCCAGCCAGCCCGUGACGACGCUCCUCGAAGCGGGACAACCAACCCUGAGAAGUUGGGUCUCAACGUUCACGUGGACGACAGCUAUUAUGUGGACGUUGGAGGGGACCAGAAGAGGUGGAAGUGCCGGAUGUGUGAGAAGUCAUACACCUCCAAGUACAACUUGGUCACACACAUUCUGGGCCACAAUGGCAUCAAGCCUCAUGGGUGUCACCUGUGUGGAAAGUUGUUCAAGCAGCUGAGCCACCUGCACACACACCUGCUCACACACCAGGGCAUGAGGCCCCACAAGUGUCAGGUGUGUCACAAGGCCUUCACUCAGACCAGUCAUCUGAAGAGACACAUGAUGCAGCACAGUGACGUGAAACCAUACAGCUGCAGUGUAUGUGGCCGAGGAUUUGCGUAUCCCAGUGAGCUUCGUGCUCACGAGCUGAAGCAUGAAAAGGGGCAGGAGAACGUGUGUGUGGAGUGUGGGCUAGACUUCCCAACUCUGGCUCAACUAAAGAGGCAUCUGACUGUCCAUCGAGGUCCAGCAUUGUAUAGGUGCACAGAGUGCCAGAAGACUUUCCAGUAUCCAAGUCAGCUUCAGAACCACAUGAUGAAACACAAAGACAUCAGACCGUACAUCUGCAGCGAGUGUGGGAUGGAGUUCAUCCAGUCACACCACCUGAAGCAGCACACGCUCACUCACAAAGGGGUGAAGGAACACAAGUGUCGGAUCUGCGGUCGUGAGUUCACGCUGUUGGCCAACAUGAAGCGCCACAUCCUCAUCCACACCAACAUAAGGGCCUACCAGUGCCACAUGUGCUUCAAGAGUUUUGUCCAAAAGCAGACACUAAAGGCUCACAUGAUAGUCCACUCAGACAUCAAACCCUAUAAAUGCAAGCUUUGUGGGAAAGAGUUUAAUAGGAUGCACAACCUGAUGGGCCACAUGCAUCUCCACUCAGACAGCAAACCCUUCAAAUGCCUCUACUGCCCGAGCAAGUUCACCUUGAAAGGGAACCUCACCAGACACAUGAAGGUUAAACACGGAGUCAUGGACAGAGGUUUGGACGAAAGACUGUUUCGUCAACGAGGGCGGUACUGCAUGUCCACUCCAAUGGAGCUUCUCUCCCACUUCGGCCAAGAGGAGCCGUUUGACCUCUCGCAGAAAGACUCGAGCCUGCAGGGCCUCCGUCUCUCCCAGUCGGAUGGUGAAAGCCUCCCAGGUAGCUCCUGUCAGGAGGAAGAUGAAGAGAGUUUGUACAGGAGGAGCCAGUACAGUCCUGAGGUGGAUCAGCAAGAGCCUGGAGGCGAGGGCCGUUACAUCCCAGAGACGGAAGAGCAAGGACAGGGGGGUCCUGGUAAACGGACACCGGGGAAGACCCCCAAACGAAGGAAGUACCAGCAAAGUUCAGAGGAUGAGGCUUUUGAAGGGGGGACGACAGCAAAAAGACGGGCUGGAGCUCUCAGGAGACACCCGAAGGACACCUCAGAGUCAGAGACGUCGUUUGAAUCGUACGCAGACGAGCAGGAGUACCGGCUGGAAAAGGUCGGCGGGUCAUCCUUUACGUACGAAUCGGUCUCUGAAGAUGAGGAGCUGGACGAGCAUGAGCAAAGCAGGCAGGCGGACGAGCUGGAGAGAGAUCGGUGAUUAACGUUUGAACAUGAGAAGUUACAAGUCAUGACAAUAACAGAAGAUGAUACAGAUUUUACGGAAUUUUUUUCCACACAGGAAGACAGGGAGGAUGCUCAGGAGACACUCGCGUGAGGAGAAAAGUAGGAAUUUAGGUUCAAAGCCAUGAAAACAAAUCAGACAAUUAAACAGUGGAAGCUGUGGCACGUAUUGUCAUCACGAAGGCCUAGUCCACACGUAGCCGGGUUUUUUUUUUAAACGAAUAUUCGCCCCUCCAAAAACUUGCAUCCACACCACCUCGUUUAAAAAAAAAAACUCUGUCCACACGUACCCGGAUAAAUACGUUGUUAAGGACAUGCCAGACCUGUAGGCGGCAGUACUUCCCCUGUUCUUAACCUCGUCCUUCGUCUGUGGUCUUCCACAAGGAGCAGUAAUUCCUCUUGCAAAAACAAACAAGCAGAAAGCGCUUGAACAAUUGAUAAAGCGAGCGCAGCUCUGAGGGCUUCCAUGAUGCCGGCUAGUGUAAACACAGGUCGCACACGUGAAGUCAGCAUUUUUUUUGUCGCGGAAAGUGACGUUGCAGACCUUAAAACUCCGGUUUUGUCCGUCCACACGCAGACACCCAAAACGGAGAAAACGCAGAUCAGCCGGAGUUUUUAAAAAACUCUGUUUUUGUGUGAAAAAACUCCGUUUUCGUGUGGAUGACAGGCCAAAACGUAGAAAAAUAUCUACGUUUUGGCAGACCCCCGGCUACGUGUGGACAGGGCCGAAGCCACCAACUUGAUUUAGAUUUAGGAGGAAACGUUUUAUUUUGUAAAUAAAAACUUUUGAAUGCAAUUUUACUUUAUUUCUGCUUCAUUAAAUAAAAACAUGUGAAUCGCUGAUUAUUUGUGCACGCUUAGAGGUCAGCUCUGGCCUUUUCUGGGAGAUUGUGUUGAUUAUAAACAAAUCUGUAAAUUAAAGCAAGCUGUGAUUAUGUCUGAUGUUGAAAUCAACAUGAUUUUGUAUACAUUUAUUGACUGAUGUUCCUGUUUUUUAUUCCAUGACACUGUAAAAAUUGCAAUUAGAACCUGAUUCUACUGAUUAAAAGUAAAUACAUGCACACAC